Molecule: messenger RNA, 4778 nt
Organism: Paramormyrops kingsleyae
Lineage: Eukaryota; Metazoa; Chordata; Actinopteri; Osteoglossiformes; Mormyridae
Product: ephrin type-A receptor 4-like
Biological process (GO): axon guidance; protein phosphorylation; ephrin receptor signaling pathway
Cellular component (GO): dendrite; plasma membrane
Molecular function (GO): protein binding; ATP binding; transmembrane-ephrin receptor activity
Source: RefSeq, a predicted model, not a curated record
GAGUUUGUAGGGAUGCGCGUGGAUUGACUGGCGCGUCACAGGCAGCCGGAACGCCCCUUGGCAGCGGCUAUAGACGCGGCGCCCUCUUCCAACACUUAUUCCACAGGGAUAAGAGCGCACCUCGGACCUGUGCAGCUCGGAGCGAAGGAGACGGAGUCCAACCCGAGCAAAUGGCUGCGUUUGUUUUCACGGUGUCGUCUGUACUGUUUGGAAUUUUCAGCUUUGUUUCCUCAUCUCGGACUUAUCCUCCGAAUGAAGUGACGCUCCUGGACUCCCGAACAGUGCAAGGGGAAUUGAAAUGGGUGGCAAGCCCAACAGAAGGAGGGUGGGAGGAGGUGAGCAUCAUGGACGAGAAGAACACGCCCAUCCGCACCUACCAGGUGUGCAACGUGAUGGAGCCCAGCCAGAACAACUGGCUGCGGACGGACUGGAUCGCUCGCGGCGGAGCCCAGCGCAUCUACGUGGAGAUCAAGUUCACGCUGCGCGACUGCAACAGCCUGCCGGGGGUGACGGGCACCUGCAAGGAGACCUUCAACCUCUACUACUACGAGUCCAACGACGACAAGGAGCGCUACAUCCGCGAGAGCCAGUUCGGCAAGAUCGACACGGUGGCGGCGGACGAGAGCUUCACGCAGGUGGACAUCGGCGACCGCAUCAUGAAGCUCAACACUGAGGUCCGCGUCGUGGGCUCCCUGACCCGCAAGGGCUUCUACCUGGCCUUCCAGGACGUGGGCGCCUGCAUCGCCCUGGUCUCCGUGCGCGUCUUCUACAAACGCUGCCCGCUCACCGUCCGCAACCUGGCGCAGUUCCCCGACACGGUCACGGGUGGCGACACCUCCUCCUUGGUGGAGGUGCGUGGCUCCUGCGUGCACAACUCCGAGGAGCAGGACGCCCCGCGCAUGUUCUGCGGCGCCGACGGCGAGUGGCUGGUGCCUAUCGGUAACUGCCUGUGCAGCCCCGGGUACGAGGAACGUGGCGGCACAUGCAAUGCCUGCAGGCCCGGCUUCUUCAAGGCUCAGGCCACGGAGCCCGGAUGCUCGGCCUGCCCUCAGCACAGCGGCUCCACCACUGAGGCCUCCUCCGCCUGCCGCUGCCACCAGGGAUACUUCCGCUCGCCCUCUGACCCCGUCUCCAUGGCGUGCACGCGACCCCCCUCGGCCCCCCAGCAGCUCAUCUCCAAUGUGAACGAGACUUCGUUGACCCUGGAGUGGACGGCACCGGAGUCGUCCGGCGGCCGCGACGACCUCAGCUACAGCGUGGUGUGCCAGCGGUGUGGGCCAGACCCGCGGCGCUGUCAGCCAUGCGGGGGCGCCGUGCACUACUCCCCCCAAAAGGAGGGGCUGCGAGACACGCGUGUCGCCAUCACCGACCUGCAGGCCCACACCAACUACACCUUCCAGGUCUGGGCCGUAAACGGCGUGUCCCAGCAGAGUCCCGGACGCGAGCAGUCUGUGUCCGUCACCGUGACCACCAACCAGGCCGCUCCCUCCCAGGUCACAACCAUCCAGACCAAAGAGAUCACGCGGCACGCCGUCUCACUGGUGUGGCAGCCGCCCGAGCGAUCCAACGGUGUCAUCUUGGAGUACGAGGUCAAGUACUACGAGAAGGACCAGAACGAGAGGAGCUACAGAAUAAUCAAGACCUCCUCCCGGAGCGCCGACAUCAAGGGCCUGUCUCCCCUCACCUCGUACGUCUUCCACGUGCGGGCGCGCACAGCCGCGGGCUACGGCGAAUUCAGCGCCCCCUAUGAGCUAAUGACUAACUCUGUCCCAUCCCCAGUCAUCGGCGACGGCGCCAACCCCACCGUGCUGUUGGCCUCGGGCGGCGGUGCCAUCGGCCUGCUCCUCGUGGCUGUGGGGGCCUUUGUCAUUUCCAGAAGGAGAAGUAAGUACAGCAAAGCGAAGCAGGAUGCGGACGAGGAGAAAUGCCCCCCCCAAGGUAUGAAGACCUACGUGGAUCCCUUCACUUACGAGGACCCUAACCGUGCCAUUCGACAGUUUGCCAAAGAGAUAGACGCUUCCUGCAUUAAGAUCGAGAAGGUCAUUGGCAUCGGGGAGUUCGGCGAGGUGUGCAGCGGCCGGCUGAAGCUGCCGGGAAAACGGGAGAUCUGCGUGGCCAUCAAGAGCCUGAAGGCGGGCUACACUGACAAGCAGAGGCGGGACUUCCUGAGCGAGGCCAGCAUCAUGGGCCAGUUCGACCACCCCAACAUCAUCCACCUGGAGGGAGUGGUCACCAAAUGCAAGCCGGUGAUGAUCAUCACGGAGUACAUGGAAAACGGAUCCCUGGACACGUUCCUGAGGAACAACGACGGGCGCUUCACGGUGAUCCAGCUGGUGGGCAUGUUGCGUGGCAUCGCCUCGGGCAUGAAGUACCUGUCAGACAUGAGCUACGUGCACCGCGACCUGGCAGCAAGGAACAUCCUGGUCAACAGCAACCUGGUGUGCAAGGUGUCCGACUUCGGCAUGUCACGCGUGCUGGAGGACGACCCGGAGGCCGCCUACACCACCAGGGGGGGGAAGAUCCCCAUCAGGUGGACGGCCCCCGAGGCCAUCGUCUACAGGAAGUUCACGUCGUCCAGCGACGUGUGGAGCUACGGCAUCGUCAUGUGGGAGGUGAUGUCGUACGGCGAGCGGCCGUACUGGGACAUGAGCAACCAGGACGUGAUCAAAGCCAUCGAGGAGGGUUACCGGCUGCCCCCACCCAUGGACUGUCCUGUCGCCCUGCACCAGCUAAUGCUGGACUGCUGGCAGAUGGAGCGCAGUGCAAGGCCCAAGUUCAGCCAGACGGUCAACAUGCUGGACAAGCUCAUCCGCAACCCCAGCAGCCUGAAGAGGACGGGAGGGGAGGCGCCGCGGACCGGUACUGGCUUGCUGGAUCCGAACAGCCCUGAGCAGCUGUCCUCCUCUGGGGGAUCCGUGGGAGACUGGCUGCACGCCAUUGGGAUGGAGAGGUCCAGGGACAACUUCAGGUCCACCGGCUACCCCAGCCCCGAGGCCGCAGUCCGCAUGACGCAGGAGGACAUGGCCAGAAUGGGAAUAUCUUCAGCGGCGCACCAUAACAAAGUCCCAUCAAGUGUCCAGGAAAUGCAGUCCCCAGUGCAACCGAUGCAGGAUGGGAUGGUUCCGGUGUGAAGGAUAAAGAAACCACAAACUAACUCGAAGCUGGCCAUUUCUGAGGAAAGUUACGAAAUAAUAAAAUUGUUUACCUCAUCCAUGCACUUUAAACUACGUUGGAAUAUAGGAAAUGAGGAGCAGGAAGCUGCACUUUUACACGACAUCAUCGCUGCCCUUUUGCAACAAGACAGUGGAAAUGUUGUCUUGGACUGGAAUGUACUUCUGAAGGACCAAACUGGCACGUUUGCCAUGUAUUUGUAGGAAAGGAACUACGAGUUUCUCGUGCGUCACAUUUAUGGCGAUUUCUCGCAUACUGAGAUAUAGAUUGUUUGAAUUUUCAUUUUAUUCGUAUGUCUUUGUAUAAAUUGUUCUUUGUAAUAUACUGCCAUGUUAUUCAUGUUUACUUUUCCUGCAUCCUCACCUUCGUUCGAGCCCUUCUGUAUCACACAGCUGUGUCCUCGUUUUACAUAUGAGCCAGUUUUGCCUUCGGCCCCAUUAUCUCCGACCAUCUGACCUAAGGUCAUGUGCACGGUCCGCCGCCGCCUUCCCCGGCUCUGGGACAAAGCCGGGUCAGGAUGCCGUAGCCCUGACGGCCACCUCCCCCCCCCCGUGUUUUCUCCCUCCCGGUGCAUGCCGCAUUCGACAGACGCCAAUCGACAUAGUGGCGGGGCAGUAAACCCCAGGAGCCGUGUGGAGCGAACCAAACGUGUCUUGAACCGGGGGGGGGGAGUGUUUUCCCAUCACUCACAUUUAAGGUAGUUCCAAAAAAUGUAAUGAAGUUAGCGAAGCAGAUCCGGUCAGUACGGAAUGAAUAUGAAUGUAAUUUUUUCUGCCUGAAAUGUUUUUCGGUUUGCCAACCUGUGAUUUGUCUUCUUCUAAAGGGUCUGUCCGGUCUGUGACAAGCACGAUUUGUGGUUAGGGUGUCUUCACACUGUCAUUGUGUACUGGGUGCGGUGACACCUUUCCAAACACGGUCUCGUAGGUCUGUAAGCUCCAAAAGGUUCCGAGAAAAAAGGAACUGCUGGCUUACGUGUAUAAAAGAAGAGAGAACUCCUCAAGGAGAUUUUUGAAAUUGUUCCCAAAGGACUGUGUUUGUUCAUUGCUGUUGCAGCCAUUUUACUUUCCCAGUGACUGAGAUGAAUGCUCUGCUCCGGGUUCGAGUUGGUCCGCAGCCAGCAGUGGAAGACCCCUGACAUGUAUGGCGGACAGGAACGUGGAUAGAGGUCUGUCCACAUGAUCUGGUCAGCUUCUCAUUGACGGGAGCUCCAGGCUUUUGGACAGAGAAGGGAGCGGCAUAGAGAAUCGGUCCUGACGUCAGUCGCAAUCAGGGGACAAAGCCUCUCUUUUUUUAGAGCCAGUUUCUUCAGGAGACUCACUGGUUUUCGUUUUCACCCAUCUGGCCUCCCAGCAGUCGGACCCCAGGGACGCUGCCGGCCGUCUCUCUCUCACGGAGCUGAUCCAGCCCGCUGUACCGGAGGUCUCCGAAUCUGCCCCAGGGUGCGGCGAAAUCUCCAAGAUGCCCUGAGAUUUCCGGAAGGUGCCGCACGGGGAUGCAUAGACAGACAAAAAAGGAAACAUUUUAUCUUUAUGGGCUGUUUUUUAAAAUAAGACUGAUACGCAUAAAAUUCAGAAAAAGAAUGUAAAAUAAAUGCUUGCAGAUAUUAA